Mollisia scopiformis is the source of this 1100-nucleotide messenger RNA. Its product is annotated as profilin. The transcript has 5 exons. Gene Ontology annotation, cellular component: cell cortex. Gene Ontology annotation, molecular function: actin monomer binding. The record is from RefSeq and is a predicted model, not a curated record. Bases 332 to 724 code for a protein of 130 amino acids. NCBI's taxonomy places the organism in Eukaryota, Fungi, Ascomycota, Leotiomycetes, Helotiales, Mollisiaceae.
GGUCAUUCGAUUUUCUUGAACAAGAUCGUUCUAUUGAGAUUUGUCAUUUGAGCACUAGAGGCUGAAAGUGGUACGGGAAAACAAAGCAAGAAGUUCGCACGCAUCUCUGACCCCACUACCACUAACGAACGAGUAAGCGACCGAUUGCUCAAACUCGGCCUGGCUGCGAAACACCAGAAGUCCGUCACAACAACAACAAGAAAACUCCACCCAUCAGCCAACAUCUCGAUCCAGACCCGGCACUCGAGCGGCAGCACUCUUCAGAAAAGAAGUAAAACCGACCGCUGUUUUCCCGUCCGUAAAUCUACUACAUACAGAAACAACUUUCGAUAUGUCUUGGCAAGCAUAUGUUGAUAGCAGCUUGGUUGGGAGCAACCAGAUCUCCAAGGGGGCUAUCUACAGCGCCGCAGGCGACAGCAAAUGGGCUUCUAGUCCUGGCUUUGAACUCUCUCCCGCUGAGGCCAAAGUCAUCGCCGCCGAGUUGAAGGAUCCAAAGACCGACUCCAAGGUAUGGACUGAUGGCUUCUACGUCAAUGGCGUCCGAUACGUUGCCACGAAGCUGGAGGAUAGAAGUCUGUACGGCAGACAGGGCAAGGAAGGAAUCGUCGUCGUCAAGACCACCCAAGCCAUACUCCUCGGCCACUACCCAGAGAACGUCCAAGCAGGCAACGCCGCCGUCGUGGUUGAGAAAUUGGCAGAUUACCUCAUCGGUCUUGGAUACUAGGUGAUGAUGGUGGGGUUAGGUGAGGAGGUACAUAAACGAGAGAGAGAGCAGAGGGACCCUGAGCAUUGAUUGAUAGGGCAGAUACUAGAAUAAUGUCCUUUUGCGCUGCGCGGACGGAGGUAUAUCUGGGGGGUAGACCUUGCAGAAAAGUGAUGAUGGGAUGCUUUGCAUAGGCGAAUGAAUUACGACAAAUUAUCAUGUGGUGUUGGGUGUUUGUAAGAGCUGUGCAAGUGAGGAGCUCUAUGAUGUUUUCCAGCACGAGACUUUCCGAUUUUUAAAUGCCAUGGAGAAUCUGUUUGUUGAUUCACGUCAAGUCUCUUUUAAAGGUUGGCAUAUCACACCAAGCUGGUAAAUACGCCAGAAGAUCCCCUUAUAA